Plasmodium vivax (malaria parasite P. vivax) is the source of this 4984-nucleotide messenger RNA. RefSeq lists its product as hypothetical. Gene Ontology annotation, biological process: protein import into nucleus. NCBI's taxonomy places the organism in Eukaryota, Apicomplexa, Aconoidasida, Haemosporida, Plasmodiidae. The transcript has a single exon. The record is from RefSeq and is a predicted model, not a curated record. Bases 1235 to 4984 code for a protein of 1249 amino acids. Gene Ontology annotation, cellular component: nuclear envelope; cytosol. Gene Ontology annotation, molecular function: small GTPase binding.
AUUUCUCAUAGUGUAUCCCUCCCUCGAGGGUAAUUUUCAAGUUAAUUGUGCCGCAUGCGCUUAUGUACGUACCGGUGAGCGGAUUCGGCGGUGCGCGGAUACGUCGAUGAGCGGACGGUGGAUUUUAUACGCAUUACGCACAUACACGCGGUGAAAUAUCUACAUGCCCCAGGUGCCAAAUUAAUUUUUCCGCUUUCUUAAGGCACACGUGAAAUGCACAUGAGGGUCAAUGGGAAAAAAAUCUCAAAUGGGCCAAGUAGGUCAAAUGGGUUAAGCUAAAGAGGCCAAUCCAACCAUACCAGGUGAAGCAGCCGAAGCAGCGGAAGUAGCCGAACCAACCGAAUGACCAAACAGCGCACAAACGGCCAAGGAGCCCGCGAAAUUUUUUAACGCCCAAUGCCUACAAACGUAGCAAUUUGAGGAACCAAGCCGAAGCAUAGCAUAGCACAGCAUAGCAAAGCAAAGCGGAGUGGCUUAAAAAAAAAAUCGCUUGUUCACCUGUACGGCAUCCCACUUGCGCACCAAAAUUCCCACCCCCAACCGUUUCCGCAAGCAGUUCUGCAAAGAAAAACAUUUUUCAUUUUUCCAUUUCUCAUCGCAAGUCGCAAAAAUACCCUCAGGAGCCAGUUUCCUUUCCUGUUUCAGGCUGAAAAAAAAAAAAAGGGCAGCCGGCUCGAACGAGAUGAUGUGCCUCCGCGCACCUCGCCCCCCCUGCCGCGUUUGCCAAGUGAGCUUGUUCUCCCCAUAUAAACACGCAUGCGUAUGUUCAUUUAGAUAAAAAUUCGUACCAAAAGUGGGGGAUUUGCCUAGCCGUGUCAAGUACCGCACGAGUAGCCACUGCAUGGAAAAAAUCAUGGAAAGGAUGAGCCCCUUUUGUUACGCAGCUCUUGGCAGAAUCUUCGCUUGCGCUUUAGCAAAAUAAGUGGAGGAGCCCAGCCCAAGCGCAGGAGGCCCCACGCGCGCGUAUGCCCCUACACAGCAGGGCAUAAAGUGACUCCCCGUUCGGCACUCACCAAAACGGGGGACUCCCUCGAGAGAGUCACCCCCUGUGUGUUGACACCCUGUUUAUGCACUCCACCCGUUUGCGCGACCACAGUGAGAUAAUUGCCAAACGGUGCGAUUCCUCCAGAUAGCUUCGCCAAACAGAGCCCCCCCCCAACGCGUAACCCCAUAACAACUGCCACAUAACCGCAACGCAUCGCAGACGAGUGUUUACCCCCCCCGCAGAGGCACCAUGAACAGCAUCCUGAGCACGGAGAAGCUGUGCGAGGUGUUGGAAGGGUCCAUCAGCGCGUCCAAGGAGAAGAGGACGCAGUGCGAGGAAUACCUAAAGCAGGUGUGCAAGGUGGAGGGGUACAUCGACGUAAUUCUUAACAUCGUGAAGAGCGCCAACCUAGUGGACGACAACAUAAGGAUUUCGGCGUUGAUCUUUUUAAAAAACACCAUAAAGAAUAACUAUGAGUCGCUGAAGAAGGAAGAGAUAUGCGGGCUGACGAAGGACAUAUACGAGAGUUUCCUCUUCCUCGAAAUGAAGGACAAGCAAAUUUACAUGCAGCUGUUCGAAAUUAUGAAGGUGUUAAUACAUAAUAGCUUUCCAGACCACUUUGUCAUUUUGGAUAAUAUCCUUAACGAUGUGAAUCAGCGGAAGGAUGUGAGGAGGCUGUACGUGAGUCUCUACUGUUUGAAAUUAAUUUUUAAAAAAUUAAAAAUAAAAAAAAAAAAAAACAACGAAUUGUAUACAGAAAUGCUGAACAAGUAUUUUUACCCAUUGAUUAAUUGCCUGUACGAUUUAAGCUCCGUCGAUAUCAACAGCAACGAAGUGAGCGAAAUACUUUGCAUCAUUUGUAAAAUUUACCAAUACGUGAAUGAUAACUUCUUCAUUAACGAAGUGAUCAUUUUGGAUUACAUGGACAAUUACUUUAGUCUCUUCGAUUUUAUUUUGAAAAACGAAAUUGUGGUCCCCAACUACAUGGAGGAUGAGAGUUACCUGAAAGCCCUGCCACAGUACAAGUGCAAGAGGAUCGUGCUAGACAUCGUGACUCGCCUCUUCUCUCGGUAUGUAAACACCAACUACAACAAGUGCAAUAAUGAAAUUACGGAGAAGUUCUGCCAUUCUUUUCUGAACAAAUGGCUCUGCCCCUUCUUCGAAGACCUCAUCAUCAUCCUGCAGAGUUACCACAAAAAUAGGAAGACGCUAACAGAUGAGUGUUUGGUAUACAUCCUGCAGGGACUCUCCUACGGAGUUGAAAAUGCCCUUAUUUACAAGAACUAUAUAAAAAGUAACUUUGAGUUUUUGGUUAGGGAUGUCAUUUUCCCGCUGCUCUGCUACAACGAUGAGGACGUGGAGAAGUUCCUUUGCGACCAGUACGACUUCACCAUGAACAUUUUUAACACCUACAUUGUGGAGGAUAAGAAAGUCAGCGCUACGUCUUUCAUCAAAGAUUUGACUCGCUACCGGGGAUCCAAGCACAUCUCCGAGCUGUUUCACCUCUGCGAGAACGUCAUCAGCACGUACAACCAGAAUUGCCACCUGGUGUAUAGCAACUUCGCCGCGCAGGGGAACCACGACGAAGCUUUGUUGGAGGAACUCCUUCGAAACGAGUUUUGCAAAUACAAGUACGGCGCGCUGAAAAUUCUGGAGUGCCUCUACAGCAGAUUGUGCGAUAAGAAGAGGAACAUGAACAUCGAGCAGUUUCUAAAAACGUAUGUAGAAAAUGACCUGAACAAUCCCAACCAUUUAGUUUGUUACCAGUCCAUCGUCACCUACUGUUGCUUCAUUAAGAAGGUGCAACACUUUAGCGAUGUGAAUGGCCUCGUCCGCAAUUACGAGGUGGUUCUAAAUCAUAUAGGUAGUCCAAGCCUACUCAUUCGAGUCGCCAGUGCGUCUUAUAUAAAAAAAUUCUUUAAAAUAAAAAAUGAAUACCUCAAAAGUGUGAUUAUCAAGUCUAUUCCUAUCCUCAUUGAACGACUACUCAACGUGAUUAAGGAGGUCAAAUGUGAAUACAUCGUCAUGACGCUGGACAACUUGGCGUACACGUACAAAGACUACAUAACGCCCUACGUGAAUGACGUGGUCAUCACCCUGUGCACCAGCUUCGUUUUUCUCAUUAACAAGAAGGAUGAAGAAGAGAGUGCCCACAACUCGCUGGAAAAUACCCUGAGGCAUAACCCCGACUUGGCCUCCCCCCCACAGGAGAGUGCACUGAGAAACGAUAGGUACUCCCUUACAAAUGACGAUGAAUGCACCGUUGCAAAGAAGGAAAAAAAAACGGAGAAUGAAGAACUAGACUUAAACUCAGUUAUUCUUUCCAUCCUGACGGCCAUUUUGAGUCUACUCGAUUCUGUAGACGAAGGAAAUAAGGAGCAGAUAUACAAAAAUACUAUGUCUUACCUAUACGUCGUGGUAGACGAAACGUUUAAGUCCCCCUCCAUCGAUUAUCUAGAAGAGGCACUCUCCCUGCUGACGAACAUUACCUACUACCUAGAGAUAGACAACGAUGUGUACCUCCGCUUUGAAAAGCUGUAUGACAUUUUCUAUUUCAACACGGACGACAAUCUGAAGUUGCAAGAAUUAAAUUGUAUUCGAAAUAACCCCCAACUGAUUUUGAGCACCGAUUUGAUACUCUCCGAUAAGAACACGGAUGUGUAUUUUUAUGACUUCAUUUUUGACCUAUCCUUCAGCAUAGGCGUCUUUGACAACAUCAUAUCGAAAGCCACGGAGCAGUUCGUCAAUCUGUACAGUGAGACCUACGGAAUGAAGUACAUCCACAUGGUAUACCGCUUGGGAAUAUUCGCUCUGCACUCUAAAAUUGUGAAAGAUAGCUGUAAGUUGUUUUUCAUUCUGUUCGAGGCAACGGUGAAGAUCCGGGGAGUGGACGAGCUGGUCAUCCCCAUCCUCACUGCGUAUUCGAUGAAGCUGUUCAAGCACGACGAGGCGUCUGCCCUGAUGAACCAGAAGAAGAAGAAAAAGGAAGUCACCAUGGAGGGUAGCAGCGAGAAUGGAAGCAAUGCCAAUAAUGCCCAUCAUGGCGGUGGAAACGCCGAUGAGGACGAUGCGGCGGACAGCAUAUGCAGCGAAUAUGACGAAGACAUCCUCAGCAAAACCAGCAUUGAGUACAUCAAAAAAUUGUUCUACUCUAUCAUCAUCUAUGAUGUGAAUCAGUUCUUCCUCUUUUUCAACAACAUGAAUAGGACCAACUACAUCCUCUCCCUGCUGUCCAACCUUGCCGACGUCCAGAUGAAUAACACCCGGAAGCUCUACAUCCUUGCCAUGAGCAGCAUCCUAGAUAACAUGCACCACUCACACAUUAGCAUGCACAUCGGGGAGGCCAACUCAUUCAUCCUAAAUGUUGUGAAUGUGGCAAAGACAUACUACGAAAGUAAAAAUGAGCAGAAGGAGUCUUCCGAAAAGUCCUUCGAUUCGGAGUCCUCCUCAGGGGAUGAAAACAGCGAAGUGGAUAUUGACGAAAAUGAAGAUGCCACGAAUGAUAAGGCUUUCAAAUUAAUUAAAACAAUCGAAGCGUUGGAAAAAAAAAAUGACUUAAAAAUUAAGUUAAAGGAAAAUGUGAACCUCAGCAAGUUGGAUGAGCUGGCCAACCAGCCACACGCAAACAGCUCUGCUUUGGGGAAUAACCAAAGCGGGAACAACGCGUUUAUCCACAAAGACAUGUUGAAGCAAUUCAGCACAAAUGAGCAACUUCUGCAGCAAGCCAACGCGCGCAGGCAUCAAGGUGAUGAAGCCGACGACGAGGACGACGACGAUGAUGACGAUGAUGAUGAUGACGACGAUGACUGCUCAGACUACAGCAACGAUGAAUACAGAAAGGGAUUCUUCGACGAUAUCAACGCCUUCAACAUUCUGUACGACACUACCUCCAGCUUUUACAGAAAAUAUGAAAACGUUUACAGCAGUGACAUUCUGGGCAAGAUUAAAUACCUCGUCGACGCAGACCUCACCGCGCAGAUGCAGGACCGCACCGACUGA